CCUACUAUUAUAAAAGUCCCAUUUAAUUUCACCAAAUCCUCAAGAUUCCCAUGACAAAUCAACCAUUAGCGGCGCCGCCGCACACCACCGCAACCGACCUCCCAACAACCGCCGCCGCCGCCGCCCCCAAAACCAAGUCAAAAAAGCUAACCCUCAUCCCCCUCAUCUUCCUCAUCUACUUCGAAGUCGCCGGCGGCCCCUACGGCGAGGAGCCGGCCGUGCAAGCCGCCGGCCCCCUCUUCGCCAUCCUCGGCUUCCUCAUCUUCCCCUUCAUCUGGAGCAUCCCCGAAGCCCUCAUCACGGCCGAGCUCUCCACCGCCUUCCCCGGCAACGGCGGCUUCGUCAUUUGGGCCGACCGCGCCUUCGGCCCAUUCUUCGGCUCCUUAAUGGGCACUUGGAAAUUCCUCAGCGGCGUCAUCAACAUCGCCGCCUUCCCCGCCCUCUGCAUCGACUAUUUAAAGCGGAUUUUCCCCAUUUUCGGAUCUGGAAAACCUAGAACCCUCGCGAUUUUGAUCUCCACCGCGAUUCUCUCCUUUCUCAACUACACCGGCCUAGCAAUCGUCGGCUAUGUCGCCGUCGGAUUAGGCGCAAUCUCCCUCGCUCCGUUUCUAAUCAUGUCCGGAAUCGCAAUCCCGCAGAUCCAGCCGCGGCGGUGGAUCAGCCUAGGGCAGAAAGGAGUGGAUAAGGAUUGGAAUUUGUUCUUCAAUACUCUGUUCUGGAACCUCAAUUUUUGGGAUAACGUUAGCACCAUGGCAGGGGAGGUCGAGAAUCCGAGGAAAACCUUCCCGUUAGCGUUAUUCUGCGCGGUGAUUUUCACUUGUUUAGGCUACAUCAUCCCUCUCGUCGCCGUCACCGGCGCAAUCGAAGCCGACCAGAGCCUCUGGGAGACCGGAUUCAUGGCGGACGCGGCGAGGAUGAUCUCUGGCCAGUGGCUGAAGCUCUGGAUCGAGAUCGGAGCGGUUUUAUCCGCGAUCGGGCUGUUCGAGGCACAGCUGAGCAGCAGCGCGUAUCAGGUUUUAGGAAUGGCGGAAUUAGGAUUCCUGCCGAGGUGGUGCGGCGUGAGAUCGAAGUGGUUUGGCACGCCGUGGGUGGGGAUCGUGGCGUCGACGGCGAUAGCGGUGGGGGUUUCGUUCAUGAGCUACACGGAUAUUGUGGCGUCGGCGAAUUUUUUGUAUAGUUUGGGGAUGCUUCUGGAAUUCGGGGCGUUUCUGUAUCUGAGGGUGAAGAUGCCGAAGCUGAAGCGGCCGUAUAAGGUGCCGUUUGCGCUGUGGGUGCUGGUGGUGAUGUGCUUGGUGCCGUCGGGGUUUCUGGUGUACAUAAUGGUGAUAGCGAAGAAGACGGUGUUUAUAGUGAGCGCGGGGAUGACGGCAGCCGGGGUGGCUUGGUUUUUUCUGAUGAGGCUUUGCCAGUCGGAGGGGUGGUUUAAGUUUGAGAGAGUGCUGGGGAAAGAAGAAGAGGAGGAAUAACGAUGAUGAAGCUUGGGGCAGCGCAGUUAGUUCAGGAAGGACAGUUGCAUAUUCUUAACUCAUUAAACAGAAUGUUUUCAUGCAAGUAUACAUAGAAUGAUGAUGCAUUUUCUGAUUGAACAAUGAACAACACAAUGUUUCCAUCUUUUGAAUUGUGAAAUAUACAAUCUUACUUAGUCUUCA
Molecule: messenger RNA, 1649 nt
Organism: Salvia hispanica
Lineage: Eukaryota; Viridiplantae; Streptophyta; Magnoliopsida; Lamiales; Lamiaceae
Gene: PUT4
Product: Amino acid permease family protein
Biological process (GO): transmembrane transport
Cellular component (GO): membrane
Molecular function (GO): transmembrane transporter activity
Source: RefSeq, a predicted model, not a curated record